Pundamilia nyererei is the source of this 937-nucleotide messenger RNA. Its product is annotated as troponin I, fast skeletal muscle-like. The coding region runs from base 126 to 641 and encodes 171 amino acids. NCBI's taxonomy places the organism in Eukaryota, Metazoa, Chordata, Actinopteri, Cichliformes, Cichlidae. Gene Ontology annotation, biological process: skeletal muscle contraction; cardiac muscle contraction. Gene Ontology annotation, cellular component: troponin complex. The record is from RefSeq and is a predicted model, not a curated record. The transcript has 7 exons.
CUGCUGAGCCAGCACUUUAUAGCCUAUAUACUCUGUUUAAUCUUUACUGUUUGAGACUUAGCUGUGUCUCCCUCCCUGUUCUUCUUCCUCGUCUUGCUUAGGUGUGAAGAUCACAAACAGCCAAAAUGACUGAGGGAAAGAAAAUGACGUCCAGCCGCAGGCAUCAUCUGAAGAGUUUGAUGCUGCACAUCGCCGCCAACUGGCUCGAGCAGGAGAAGACAGACAUCGCAGCAGCGAAGGAGGCCUACUUGGCUGAGAACUGCCCACCUUCUGACCUCAGCGGAGACCUGGCUGCCCUUACGGACGCCUGCAAGAAGCUUCACGCCGCCAUUGACAAGAUCGACGAGUCGAGAUACGACACCGAGAUCAAAGUGCAGAAAGCCGACAAAGAGAUUGAGGAUCUGAAGCUGAAGGUGAUCGAGCUGGCCGGUGUGAAGAAGCCUGCCCUGAAGAAAGUGCGCAUGUCUGCAGACGCCAUGCUGCAGGCUCUGCUGGGCUCCAAACACAAGGUGACCAUGGACCUGAGGGCCAACCUGAAGCAGGUCAAGAAGGAGGUGAAAGAGGAGCCUGCAGACGUUGGCGACUGGCGUAAAAACAUCGAGGACAAGGCCGACAGGAAGAAGAUGUUCGAGAGCUCCUAAAAGCCGCCUGGAUCGGCGGAGAUGGUGGAGGGCGGCGGGGGCAUUUAAGACUGAGGUCUGAGUGACUGAAGGUGUCUCUGGGUCUCGUCUGGACCCUCAGGGACAAAAGUUCAGACAGUUUCUUGAUGAUUUUUUGGCUGUUUUUGUCACGCUGUCACCCCUGCGCGUCAGAGAGACUGAACCAAAACAAAGUGAAUUUAACUUUGUCUGCAGUUGAAACAUCUGGCAGAGAAACGUCAGUUCAAAAUGUACAGCUUUUCAUGGAAUCGUUAGCAAUAAAAGUUUUGAAAUAAGGA